UCACUCUUUCUUUACUCUUCUUCUUCCCCAAGAGGAAGCCAGCUCUCUCUCUCUCUCUCUCUCUCUCUCUCUCUGGUACUUUUCUUCCAUUUUCUAUCUCUUUCCUUAUCGUUUUCCUCUCACAAUGCCAAUCAACAAGGACCCAUCUCCUCCUCCUCCUAUGAUCGGGAAAAUGGGGCCCUAUACUGUCUUCAAGACCCCUCCCUCCACACCUAAACCGGCGGAGCCCCCUGUCUUUGAUUCCCCUAAAAAAGUGGUUUCUCCGCCUCCUGUCCAACCGCCUCCUCAGCAAAUAGAUAAAUCUGUUUCUACUUGGCAUUUGUCAGAUGGGUCCGUUUCUGGUUUCUUCAGAAAUGCUGUGAACAAAGUGCAAAACGCGCAUUCGAGCUUAGAUGAGCAUUUGGCACGUUGGUUUGGGUUAAAUCAGUCGAAGUAUCAGUGGGCUUUGGAUGAUUAUUAUGAGAACAAGGAAUUGGGAAAAGAUGAAGCAAAACCUAAAGAAAUAUUAAGCAAAGUACAGAGUGUGUAGCAUAUGAUUGCUGGUAUGCAGUUUUCAAAUUGCGCGAAAAUGCAUGUUGAAUCACCCUUAUAUUACCAUAUCUACAGACCUAAUAUAUGGAAUAUCAAAAGUACCUCUGGAUUGUUAAAGGGAACGGUCGUUUGGAUUUCUAGAGAUCGGCUUGCUUGCAAUUUGCUGCUACUUAUUGCAGCUGUUAAACAAGUUUGGCUGUGGUGUAUUAGGCUGUAAGUUAUGUGAUCUCUUUAUAUGUCAAAAUUUUUUGUUCAUGGACUUGAUGAGUUGCAAUCAAAUUUGAGUAAUCCAAGUUGUUGAGAUGUAUU
Messenger RNA from Hevea brasiliensis (rubber tree), 840 nucleotides. RefSeq lists its product as uncharacterized. Lineage: Eukaryota; Viridiplantae; Streptophyta; Magnoliopsida; Malpighiales; Euphorbiaceae. The transcript is spliced from 4 exons. The record is from RefSeq and is a predicted model, not a curated record. The coding region runs from base 125 to 529 and encodes 134 amino acids.